Raphanus sativus (radish) is the source of this 635-nucleotide messenger RNA. RefSeq lists its product as uncharacterized. NCBI's taxonomy places the organism in Eukaryota, Viridiplantae, Streptophyta, Magnoliopsida, Brassicales, Brassicaceae. The record is from RefSeq and is a predicted model, not a curated record. Bases 63 to 446 code for a protein of 127 amino acids. The transcript has 2 exons.
UAGUGAAACCAGAAAAUCAAGAACCCUAGAAACAAACCACGGUGACUCGAAGAGACAGUAAAAUGUCGUUCUUGUACGAGAAGAGCGAUACAUGGAGAUGGCUAGUGAGGAAGACUCGAGAUUCGAGAUCCUUCUUCUUCACGUUCGCUACUGUAUGCGGCGUCAUUCCUGGAAUAAUCGGCUAUGGAGUUAUGCAGGUCACCAAUUCCACUAACCCGGAGCUCGAGGCCCGCCUCCGUCAAUCCGCCCGACCCGAAACCACCAUGAUGGGUAAAGUAAACCAAGAGAGGCUAGCUGAAUACCUCGGGGAGUUGAAACAGAAGCAAGAUACCAACGACAGAUACGUGGCUGCUCUAAGGGGAGAGACGCUUACCAGGAAGCCUUACCAAAGAAUUCAACCAGUGCCAAAGCCAAAUGACACGGUGACAACAACCAAACCUCAGUAAUGAUAAUGAUUUCUUAGGAGGAGCUAUUGUAAUGGAUGCAAAGAUGGCAUGUUUCUUCGUGACCUUCAUGCUUUUCUUCUUCUUUUUGAAUCUGGCAUGCUUUGUGGUUUUUAAACUGGUGCAAGAUUCAGUCACUUCAAACAUUUUUGUGACAGUGAAUAAAAAAGUAAAAACCCAUGUUUUUGUACA